AUGGUGUUUUCUACAAGAGGGGGCCGGAAAGUCCGGCGCCUGCUGUUCUGGCUUCUGCUCCUCGCCGCCUGGGAAGCGGGGAGCUGCCAGGUCCACUAUUCCGUCCCCGAGGAGGCCAAACACGGCACCUUCGUGGGCCGCAUCGCGCAGGACCUGGGCCUGCAGCUGGCGGAACUGGUGCCGCGCCUGUUCCGGGUGGCGUCCAAAGGCCGCGCGGACCUUCUGGAGGUAAAUGUGCAGAACGGCAUUUUGUUUGUGAAUUCUCGGAUCGACCGCGAGGAGCUGUGCGGGCGGAGCGCGGUGUGCAGCAUCCACCUGGAGGUGAUCGUGGACAAGCCGCUGCAGGUUUUCCAUGUAGAGGUGGAGGUAAAGGACAUUAACGACAACCCGCCGAUAUUUCCAAUGACAGUAAAGACUAUCUGGUUUCAUGAAUCGAGGCUGCUUGAUUCGCGGUUUCCUCUAGAGGGAGCAUUUGAUGCGGACAUCGGAGUAAACGCUCUGCUCUCCUACAGGCUACGCUCCAGUGAGUUUUUCUUUCUAGACAUACAGACAAAUGAUGAACUAAGCAAGUCUCUGUCUCUUGUACUGAAGAAAUCUCUGGACAGAGAAGAAACCCCUGAGAUUAAUUUGUUACUGGUGGCUACUGAUGGGGGCAAACCUGAGCUCACGGGCACUAUCCAACUGCUUAUUAAGGUAUUAGAUGUGAAUGACAACGAACCAAGUUUUGAUCAAUCAGUUUAUAAAGUACAAUUGUUAGAAAACAUCGCAAACGGAACCUUAGUGAUUAAACUAAACGCUUCUGAUGCAGACGAAGGAUCAAACAGCGAGAUUGUGUAUUCACUCAGUAGUGAUGUGUCUUCCACUAUACAGACCAAGUUCAAAAUAGAUGGCAGCUCAGGAGAAGUCAGAAUUAACGGACAACUAGAUUACGAAGAAAUGAAAUCCUAUGAGAUUCAAGUCAUUGCAGCAGACAAAGGAAUUCCAUCAAUGUCAGGACAUUGUAAAAUUUCAGUAAAACUCGUGGAUAUCAAUGAUAACAGACCAGAAGUCUCGAUAUCGUCUCUUUCACUCCCCAUCCAAGAGGACGCUCCACAGGGCACCGUUAUUGCCCUCAUCACGGUAUCCGAUCGCGACUCUGGUGCCAACGGGCAAGUGACCUGCACCCUGACACCCCAUGUCCCCUUCACGCUGGUGUCCACCUACAAGAAUUACUAUUCGCUGGUGCUGGACAGCGCCCUGGAUCGCGAGAGCUUGUCGGUCUAUGCGCUUGUGGUGACAGCGCGGGACGGGGGCUCGCCUUCUCUGUCGGCCACAGCUGAAGUAUCCGUGGAGGUAGCCGAUGUGAACGACAACGCGCCGGCGUUUGCGCAGCCCGAGUACACGAUGUUCGUGAAGGAGAACAACCCGCCGGGCUGCCACAUCUUCACGGUGUCAGCGCGCGAUGCGGACACUCAGGAGAACGCGCUGGUGUCCUACUCGCUGGUGGAGCGGCGGGUGGGCGAGCGCGCGCUGUCGAGCUACGUGUCGGUGCACGCCGAGAGCGGCAAAGUGUACGCGCUGCAGCCGCUGGACCACGAGGAGCUGGAGCUGCUGCAGUUCCAGGUGAGCGCGCGCGACGCGGGCUUCCCUUUGGAUGUCAACGUGUACCUGAUCAUCGCCAUCUGCGCAGUGUCCAGCCUGCUGGUGCUCACGCUGCUGCUGUACACGGCGCUGCGGUGCUCGGCACCGCCCACAGAGGGCGCGUGCGGCCUGGGGAAGCCCACGCUGGUGUGCUCCGGAGCGGUGGGGAGCUGGUCGUACUCGCAGCGGAGGCAGCAGAGGGUGUGCUCUGAAGAGGGGCCGCCCAAGACCGACCUCAUGGCUUUCAGCCCCAGCCUGCCUCAGGGUCCAGACUCCACGGAGGAAAGACAACAGCCCUCAGAAUCAGAGCACUUAGGAAAGGUGAGCCUUUUCAUUUUUUUCCCUACCAAUUCUAGAACUAUUCCUGUUUUUAUUUCUUAUAAUAUAUAUUAA
Trichechus manatus latirostris (Florida manatee) is the source of this 2013-nucleotide messenger RNA. Its product is annotated as protocadherin alpha-2. Bases 1 to 2013 code for a protein of 670 amino acids. Gene Ontology annotation, molecular function: calcium ion binding. Gene Ontology annotation, biological process: homophilic cell-cell adhesion. The transcript has 2 exons. NCBI's taxonomy places the organism in Eukaryota, Metazoa, Chordata, Mammalia, Sirenia, Trichechidae. The record is from RefSeq and is a predicted model, not a curated record. Gene Ontology annotation, cellular component: plasma membrane.